GAGCCCAGGCAGACUAAGCAGGAGCUGGUGCCUUGGUUCCCUAGCCGGGCAGCCCAUCAGUAACCCCAACCAUGCAGGGAGACUGGGUGCUGCUGUUGUUUUUGGGUCUCAGGAUCCAUCUGUCCUUUGGUAUCAUCCCAGCUGAAGAGGAGAACCCGGCCUUCUGGAACAAGAAGGCAGCUGAAGCCCUGGAUGCUGCCAAGAAGCUGCAGCCCAUUCAGACAUCAGCUAAGAACCUCAUCAUCUUCCUGGGAGACGGGAUGGGGGUACCCACAGUGACAGCCACCAGGAUCCUAAAGGGGCAGUUGGAAGGCCAUCUAGGACCGGAGACACCCCUAGCCAUGGACCUCUUCCCAUACAUGGCUCUGUCCAAGACAUACAACGUGGACAGACAGGUCCCAGACAGCGCAGGCACAGCAACCGCCUAUCUCUGUGGGGUCAAGGCCAACUACAAGACCAUCGGCCUGAGUGCAGCUGCUCGAUUAGACCAGUGCAACACCACAUUUGGCAAUGAGGUCUUCUCAGUGAUGUACCGUGCCAAGAAAGCAGGGAAGUCUGUGGGAGUGGUGACCACGACCAGGGUGCAGCAUGCCUCUCCAGCCGGCACCUACGCACACACGGUGAACCGUAAUUGGUACUCAGAUGCAGAGAUGCCUGCCUCUGCACUGCAGGACGGCUGCAAGGACAUCGCCACUCAACUCAUCUCCAACAUGGACAUUGAUGUGAUCCUCGGUGGAGGCCGAAAGUUCAUGUUUCCCAAGGGGACUCCAGACCCUGAGUACCCAAGUGACAGUAACCAGUCUGGAACCAGGCUGGAUGAUCAGAACCUGGUGCAAACGUGGCUGUCAAAGCAUCAGGGAGCCCGGUAUGUUUGGAACCGAUCAGAGCUCAUUCAGGCAUCCCAGGACCCAGCAGUAACUCACCUCAUGGGCCUCUUUGAGCCAACAGAAAUGAAAUAUGAUGCCAACCGAAACCCCUCAGUAGACCCUUCCCUGGCGGAGAUGACAGAGGUGGCUGUGCGCAUGCUCAGCAGGAAUCCACAAGGCUUCUACCUCUUUGUAGAAGGGGGUCGUAUUGACCAAGGCCACCAUGCGGGCACAGCUUACCUGGCACUGACUGAGGCUGUCAUGUUCGACUCUGCCAUCGAAAAGGCCAGCCAGCUUACCAAUGAGAAGGACACGCUAAUACUCAUCACUGCUGACCACUCCCAUGUCUUCGCAUUUGGUGGCUACACACUUAGGGGGACCUCCAUCUUUGGUCUGGCCCCACUCAAAGCCCUAGAUGACAAAUCCUACACCUCCAUUCUCUAUGGCAAUGGUCCAGGUUAUGAGCUGAAAUCAGGCAACCGGCCCAAUGUCACCGAAGCUCAGAGUGUUGAUCCCAACUACAAGCAGCAGGCGGCUGUACCCCUGUCGUCAGAGACCCACGGCGGGGAGGACGUGGCCAUAUUUGCGCGCGGCCCUCAGGCACACCUGGUGCACGGAGUUCAGGAGCAGAACUACAUCGCGCACGUCAUGGCAUUCGCAGGCUGCUUAGAGCCCUACACCGACUGCGGCCUGGCGCCCCCUGCCGGCCAGAGCCCCGUCAUCACCCCGGGCCAGGCCACCACCACAAACAACGCGGCCGGCCAGGCCACCACCACAAACAACGCCGCCGGCCAGGCCACUGUCCUGCUGUCCUUGCAACUGCUGGUCAGCAUGCUGCUGCUAGUAGGGACAGCCAUGGUGGUGUCCUGAUGGUCAGGUCCUCCGCUGGGCCCCCCGCUAGGCUCCUCCCCAGGGUCCCACCGCUGGUUACUUUCACACCCCUCUUGCCAUAGAUUUCCUGAGCCCAAUCAGUUCCGGGUUCACCGUUUUCUACACAAGGGUCUCAAUGCUAGUUUUUGCACCCCAACUUGGUAGUUUUCUUAUCCAGAUGUUGAGACAUCAUCUCAGCCCACAGCUCUAAGGGCCACCUCUGAGAAAACACUCUGGGAUUUAUAAUUUGCUUUAUAACUCUAGGCUUCUGCUUUUCAACUGACUUCCUCUGGAGUGGGGAGGUACCAACUGAUUUCCAGAAGGCUAAAGCACGGCGCUGCCCCAGACUCCCCUUCAAACCACCACCCUUCACAGGGACCCAAGUAACUCAUAUUUUCAGGUCUUGGCUUUUUCCCAUGCAAAAGAAAUCUCAAAAGUCCGGGAGGCUGUGGGGUCUCAAGCAAGCAGCCCAGAGCAGCCUUUGGCCCCCACCCCUGGUCCAUCUCAGGCUGCAUAUAGAAACUGAACAAAGAAUAUUAUUAGGUUCUUGUCCCCAGUCCUAGAAGAGACAUAACAAUAAUAAAAUUAACUGUUUAUAUAA
Molecule: messenger RNA, 2337 nt
Organism: Mus musculus (house mouse)
Lineage: Eukaryota; Metazoa; Chordata; Mammalia; Rodentia; Muridae
Gene: Alpi
Product: alkaline phosphatase, intestinal
Exons: 11
Coding region: 72-1736 (554 amino acids)
Cellular component (GO): plasma membrane
Molecular function (GO): alkaline phosphatase activity; phosphatase activity
Source: RefSeq, marked validated